This is a messenger RNA of Rhagoletis zephyria (snowberry fruit fly), 807 nucleotides long. RefSeq lists its product as uncharacterized. NCBI's taxonomy places the organism in Eukaryota, Metazoa, Arthropoda, Insecta, Diptera, Tephritidae. The record is from RefSeq and is a predicted model, not a curated record. Gene Ontology annotation, molecular function: nucleic acid binding.
AUGUCGAACAAAAGAAGUGCUAUUUUGGAAUUGCAUCGCCAAGAAAUGCGACAAUGUGAAAUUGUUCGGUUGCUCAAUGUUCCUCGUAAACUGUUUCCAAAGCAAUCCAGUGGUUCAAUGAACUUGGCCAUGAAGGUGAUCGCCUCGGGACGUGGAAGAAAACGAACUGUCAAUACACCAAGGAUCCCCCAGAUAAUUAAAAAGCGAGUUCAGCGAAAUUCAAGGCUUUCAAUGAGAAAAAUUGCCCGCGAAACUGGUAUUGGUCGUGAAACUGUUCGUCUAAUUGCGAAAAAGGAGCUUCACAUUAAGCCGUACAAAAUUCCAAGAGCGCAGUUGCUUACGGAUGAAAACAAAAAAGUACGACUGGAAAGAUGUCGACAAAUCUUGCGUCGUGCCGCAAAUGCUCGCUGGGAUAAAAUUCUUUUCACUGAUGAGAAACUGUGUACCAUUGAGCAAGUGCACAGCCGUCAAAAUGAUAGGAUCUGGUCGGCACAAGCUCCUGGUUCAUCACACAUCAUCGAGCACCGCCAAAAUCUCAAAUCUGUGAUGGUUUGGGCUGGAAUUUGUUCAUCCGGCAAAACACCUCUGAUUUUUGUGGAUCAGGGAGUUAAAAUCAACAGGGAAGUUUACCGUCGUAACAUUUUGGAGGCUGUGGUACUUCCUUGGGCCCAAGAGCAUUUUGGCGAACAGGAAUGGACAUUCCAACAGGACUCGGCUCCUGCUCACAGGACAUCGGAGUUCAAGACUGGUGCAAAGAAAAUUUUCCGAACGUUAUCACAGCUUCAGAAUGGCCACCGUACUCACUAG